This is a messenger RNA of Arabidopsis lyrata subsp. lyrata, 2150 nucleotides long. RefSeq names its product probable N-acetyltransferase HLS1. Bases 804 to 1988 code for a protein of 394 amino acids. NCBI's taxonomy places the organism in Eukaryota, Viridiplantae, Streptophyta, Magnoliopsida, Brassicales, Brassicaceae. Gene Ontology annotation, molecular function: acyltransferase activity, transferring groups other than amino-acyl groups. The transcript is spliced from 3 exons. The record is from RefSeq and is a predicted model, not a curated record.
GAUAUUUACGUGGCCUUAAAUCUGAACUCUUAUAGUACUAUUUCUCUAUAAGUCUUUUAUAUAUCACUGAAUAAUUACAAUUAUUUAGCGUAAAGAACCGCCGCCAUAUGCACUAACGACACACUGAUGCCUUGAUUAACAAUUUACUUCAUUCCCUACCAUAAGUUGCUGUACAACUUUAGGCGCCUUUCUCUUGGGAAUUUAUACCUGAUUAAAACUUAGUUAAAUACUACUAGCUAGAGUUUUACAUAUCUUGUUUGGAGAGACUAACUCUGUUGAUGAUUAAUUUUUUUCAUAGAUUUUAAUCUAAUUUCUUAGGGACCUGUGAUCUUAUGGACCAAUUUGUGGAUCAAAUGAUAAACAUAAAAAAAAAAAAAAAAAAAAACUAGCUAGUCUAAUCGGCUCUCACAUGAUCGACGUGCUUGGCACAGUUCUAUCGAAAAUUUUCGUCCAUAUUCACCAGAUUUCCUGUUUUAUUUCUGAUCGCACAAUAAUUAAAUUCACAUUAUUCAUACCUUUGUGAUUCGACAAACCCAAAAAGUACCUGACCAACCGGUUUAAUAAACUCGAAUAUGAUGAUUAUUAUUGUACCAUUUAGAAAAAAAAAUACAUUCAAAGAUUUUUAAAUAAUAAAAAGGUUUCCAUAAACUUUGCAAAGCCGUCUCUAUAUAAUAUAUAUAAAUGACAUCACGAAAUAAUCACAACUUAUAACCACCAAUAAUAAAUCAAGAACCCUCUCUCGAUCAGAGUUUUUUACUAAGACCCACCACUCUUAUUAUUCUUCGUCUCAACAAGUUAUAUAUAUGACGAGUAAAAUAGUGGCCGCCGCUGCAGUUGCGACCGCGGUGGUGGUGAUCAGAGAAUACGAUGAGGAAAGGGACAAGCGUGACGUGGAAGAUAUGGAACGAAAAUGUGACGAAACCGGGAAUCAUGGCAAACCGGUAAUGGUCUCUGAUCUAUUGGGCGAUCCGGUUCGUCGCGUUCGUCAUUUUCCGUCUCACACUAUGUUGGUUGCAGAGUACGGAGAAGGAAGAAAGAUAGUGGGAGUUGUAAGAGGAUGUGUUAAAACUGUGACUAGAGGCAACUCUAUAUUUGUCAAACUCGCUUAUGUUCUUGGUCUUCGUGUUUCACCUUCCCAUCGGAACUUAGGCAUAGGAACGAAAUUGGUGCAAGCACUUGAAGAAUGGUUCAAGCAACAAGGCGCAACCUACGCGUACAUGGCCACUGAUUGUACCAACGAGCAUUCCAUUAACUUGUUCACCAAGAAAUGUUCCUAUGUCAAAUUCCGUACACCGACAAUGCUGGUUCAACCGGUUCACGCCCACACCAAACCGAUCAGUUCAGAUGUCGCAAUUCUCCGACUAACUCCCCAAACCGCCGAAUCAAUCUACACCCGGAUUUUCAAAAACUCAGAAUUCUUCCCUAGUGACAUUGAUGCAAUUUUAACCAGCCGCAACAGCUUAGGAACGUUUAUAGCCGUGCCAAAUGAAAAACACGGUCCCAAAUCAAAUUGCUUAGACCGCGAUAUCCCGGCUAAUUUCGCGAUACUAAGCGUUUGGAGCACCAAAGAUGUAUUCAGGUUGCAAAUGAAAGGCGUUUCCCGGUUAACACACGCGUUUUGCUCCGGUUCGAGAUUUUUGGAUUCUUGUAUGCCAUGGAUGAAAUUACCUUCGUUCCCUAACGUGUUCGACAAGUUUUGGGUUUAUUUCAUGUAUGGCAUGCACAUGGAAGGCAAAGACGGUCCACGGCUCAUGAAAAGUUUAUGCUCCUUUGUGCACAACAUUGGGAGAUACGACAGAGGAUGUGGAGCGCUAGCGGCAGAGCUUAGCCCAUCAGACGCAGUGGCUUUAGUCGUUCCUCAUUGGAAACGGCUUUCGUGGGCUCAAGAUCUCUGGUGCCUCAAGAAACUCUCCGAUGAACCUGAACUGUCUGACUGGACUAGGUCGAGAUAUACUUCGGUGAUUUUUGCUGAUCCUCGUGAUAUCUAAUGAAUGCUUGAAAUUAAAAAGGGUUUAACUUUAUUGUACAUAAAGAUGAUUAAACAACAUUAAUGUGACUCUUUACUUUAAGACUCUGUUCGAAGUUUUAGGUAUAGGAGAACAUUGUAAGUACUCAGCUUAAUUUCUCUGUAUCAAGUGCAUCAAAAUCAG